AUGCUUUUUUUUAAGAAAUAUACAGUGUUUGUAUUAUUUAGCAGCUUACUUAUUAUUCUUUUCAAUAUAAAUAAAAAAUUUUGUUAUGCAAAAUAUAUAAAAAACAGAUAUAUAUAUAUAGAUAAAUUUUAUUUAUUAGAUAAAAAUAUUAAGACUGAUAGAUAUAUAAAAAAUGUGUUUCAUUUAGACAAACAUUUAUACGGAUUUAUCAAAAACGAUCACUUUAAUAUAAAAAUUUUUAAAUUAUUAAAUGUAGUUAAAAAAAAUAAUAAAAUUCACAUAAAAAAGAUUAAAAAAGAUAAAAUUAAUGAAGAAUUCAGAAAUGAAAAUGUAAAUGAAAUUAAUGACAAAGAUAAAAAUGAAAAUGUAAAUGAAAUUAAUGACAAAGAUAAAAAUGAAAAUAAAAUUAUUAACGACAAUUCAAAUAUAAACAAUAAUGAAAUUAAAAGUAAAAGAAAAAUAAUAAAAAAAGAUAUAUAUGGAUUACCAACAGAAGAAUUAAAAGUUUUGAGAUUACCUAAUAGUAAAAUAAAAACGAAAUAUAAAUAUUGCAAAAUAAAGAAAUACAGUGAAACAAUAAAUAUAAAUUAUAAAAAAAAAAAAAUUUUAAGUAUUCAUGAAGGAAAACUUAAAAACAAAAAAAUAUAUUCUCCAGAUACCUACACUAGACCUGUUAUGAGUAAAGUUAAAGAAUCCAUAUUUAAUGUUUUAACUCAUCUUGGGAUAUUCAAUUGUUAUAAUAUAAAUGUAAUUGAUGUAUUUAGUGGUAGUGGAAAUUUAGGUAUUGAAUGUAUUUCUAGAAAUGCCAGAAAUGUUACUUUUGUUGAUUUAUCUAUUAAUUCUUGUAGAACUAUUUAUGAGAAUUUGAAAUUAUGCAAUUUGAGUCAUUUAGGUAAUAGAAUAAUACGAUCAGAUGCUAUUGAAUUAUUAAAAAAUCCUUUUAAAUUUGAUUUACAAGAUAAAUUUCAUUUGGCAUUUUUUACUCCACCUUAUGAGCAGAUAAUUUAUAGUGAUUUAAUUCAUAGCAUAUCAAAAAGUCAACUUUUUCAUAAUGAUUGUCUUAUUUUUAUAGAAUACCCAAAAGAAAUAGAAUUAUUACCUCAAAAAAUUGAUAAUUUAAUCGGUUUAAGAAAUAGAAAAUUUGGUAGAACUUAUUAUUCACUAUAUGUUCUAAAUAGUACAGGUAAAUAUAUCGCAAAUGAAAAAAAAAAUGAAUUUUAUCCAUUACAUUAUAAUCGUAAACAACGUAGACAAGAAAAAUAUAUUUAG
Messenger RNA from Plasmodium gallinaceum, 1269 nucleotides. RefSeq names its product N6-adenine-specific methylase, putative. NCBI's taxonomy places the organism in Eukaryota, Apicomplexa, Aconoidasida, Haemosporida, Plasmodiidae. The transcript has a single exon. Gene Ontology annotation, biological process: rRNA methylation. Gene Ontology annotation, molecular function: methyltransferase activity. Bases 1 to 1269 code for a protein of 422 amino acids. The record is from RefSeq and is a predicted model, not a curated record.